Messenger RNA from Anopheles nili, 1587 nucleotides. It is a transcript of the gene Parg, whose product is annotated as poly(ADP-ribose) glycohydrolase. The record is from RefSeq and is a predicted model, not a curated record. The transcript is spliced from 2 exons. Gene Ontology annotation, biological process: nucleotide-sugar metabolic process; carbohydrate metabolic process; regulation of DNA repair. Gene Ontology annotation, molecular function: poly(ADP-ribose) glycohydrolase activity. Gene Ontology annotation, cellular component: cytoplasm; nucleus. NCBI's taxonomy places the organism in Eukaryota, Metazoa, Arthropoda, Insecta, Diptera, Culicidae. Bases 1 to 1587 code for a protein of 528 amino acids.
AUGAGUGAUGAAGAACAUGGCUGCACUCUCGAAUCGAUCUACCACCACCGGGCACCUCACGAUUUGGAGCACUUCCACACGAUAAAGCCCUCCGUGCACCACACGGUGCUGUACGAGCUGCCGUACCAGCCCAACGGAGACAGCCCGCCAACACCGUAUAGUUUGAGUGCCGCGUGUGAGCCUUUUACCAAUUCCGUCCGCCUGGCGCCCAACGUUCGCUGCGUAAUGCGCAACCCGGACGGCAUGCAAACCGUCGAGAACCGAUGGACGAUCGUAUGCCGGUCGCUGGCCAAACCAAUCGCCAACUCGCGCCAGCUCGAAGCGGCCAUCGGGAAGUACAACUCAGACUACCGGACCCGGUACCAGUUCACCGCCCUGCACCGGCUGUUCGAGGAACAGUGCGACGACGCGGAACGGGCCGCCUUCUUCGGUGAAACGCUGCCACGAAUUAUCGCGCUCGCCCUCCGCCUGACCGAGCUGAUCCGCGUGCCGAUUCCGCUGCUGCUGCAGCGCCAGAACCGUGCCGUCUCGAUGACGCAACAGCAGGCCGCCUGCCUGCUGGCGAACGCGUUCCUGUGCACCUUCCCGCAGCCACGGGCGUUCCUGGCGAAGAGCUACCCAAGCGUCAACUUCGCGCAACUAUUCGCCGGCACCAGCCAGGCGGUGAUUGAGAAGCUCAAGUGUCUGUGCCACUACUUCCGGCGCGUCUGCACACGCAUGCCGACCGGCGUGCUGACGUACCUACGGCGAUGCGUGCCAAAGCAGGACAUCCCGGACUGGAACACGUCGCCGGUCUGCUUCACGCGCCAUUGCAUCCCGAUGCGCGUCACGGUGGACGGUACGAUCGAGGACCAGGGCGUCGGGCUGCUGCAGAUGGUGUUUGCGAACCGCUUCAUUGGCGGUGGUGUGCUCGGCAGCGGGUGCGUGCAGGAGGAGAUCCGGUUCGUCAUCAACCCGGAGCUGCUUGUCGGCCGGUUGCUGUUCGAGUCGCUGCGCGAUAACGAGGCGUACCUGGUACUGGGAGCCGAGCAGUACUGCACCUACGCUAACUACGCGUCCAGCUUCACCUUCCACGCGGACCAUCAGGACGAAAUGCCGCGGGAUGCGAGUGGCCGCCGGCGGUGUUAUAUCGUCGGGAUCGACGCGCUGCGUGUGCAACCGGAUGUGAACCAGUUCAGCGAGGAGGCCAUGAAGCGUGAGCUCGCCAAGGCGUACGUUGGCUUCCGGCAUGAGCUGAUUGAUUGCCCUGCGCCCGGUAUCGCCACCGGUAACUGGGGUUGCGGUGCGUUUGGGGGCGAUACGCAGCUUAAGGCGCUGCUGCAGCUGAUGGCGGCCUGCGUGGCUGGACGGCCGCUGCUCUACUUCACCUGCAACGAUGGGGCUUUGCAUGAGCAGCUGGUUAGCAUGUACAAGUUCCUUGUCACACGCCGCAUCAGCGUUCGGAGCCUGUUCCAGGUGCUGAUGAGCUACGCGGAAAAUAACCUGCACGGCAAAGCGGAUCUGUACGGUUACGUUUAUCAACAUCUCUGGUUUUCUGUGGUGGGCGGUGCGCCGAACUUUUAUCAAUUAUCGGAUGUCGCCAAAUAA